UAUCGGAGCUUCUUUCGGCGUUUUGUGUGUAUAUAUCGCCCAGAGAAGAGUGGUGUUAGUGGCCCGUCUUCGAGCCACCGUGAACGCUACGGAUUAUUAUAAUAUGUGCUCGCGAGGAAGAAGCGUUCGGAUGCGGCCGACGUCGGACCUCGUCUCGAAUGAAGACGCAAGACACACUCGAUGCUUCCAGUGAUCGGCAACUCUUGGAUACCUCCAAGGCUAUUAUAAAACCGACGCAUCUUCGGUCGAUGACAUCGACGCAGAAAGCUGACGCCAUGACGAAAUUCGAGGGCUCGCAAACCAGGGCGCCCGCUGGUGCGACCACGGGUCAGACGAAGACGACGUGCCUCCAACUGGGCUGAGGCUCGAUCGCUUGGCUUGCCGGUGCUCGCCGCGAACCGAUCUUUCAUCGCCGACGGCUGGACAGCGUGCUCAUGUAGUUAGGCAGCGAUGGUGGCCGAUCUACGGGAAAGAAGCGCGGCAAUGUUGGACCGCGGCAAUGGCCGAGGACCGGCAGCGGCCAUCUUGCUGGCGGCCAUGUUGCUGUCGUGCGCGCCCCCCGUGGCGCUGUCGGCGGAGAGCUGGUGCAACCUCGAGGACGAGGACCCGGACUCGAAGUGGUACUGGCGCGUGGACGAGUACCCGCACCCCUUGACGCAGCCGCGGUACUGCAACCGCUACAGGCCGUCAUUCGUCUGCGACCCGGACCGCGUCAUGAGCAAGAAGCAAGCUGACGCCUUGGACGGAAUUAUCGAACGAAUCAGAAACGAGACGCUGUGCAUCUGCCCGACGUGCGGCAAGUCUCACGCCAGGGGUAUCACACUGGGCGUUGCCAUCAUGGAACACGUUCACAGGGCCAACAACCAGCCGGUCGAGGAAGCAGUGCGCGUGUUCGCGGAGACCCUGCGCAAGAAUUGGAAUCUGGGCAAUUGCGACGACGACAUACUGCUGCUCAUCUCAACCAAGGAUACCAUGUCGACCACCCUGGUGGGGCCCGCCGUGUCGGGCGUGUUCCCGCAGGAAGUGGCCGACCAGAUCUACCUGGAGAGCCGCGGCCACUUCUCCAACUGCAACUUCUACCUAGGACUCGAGUCCAUGGUACAAUCGUACUUCGACAUGCUGCGCAGGCUCCAGCUCAAGGGCCUGGUGGGUGCACGCGUGCAGCCGUCGGCCGGCGCCAGCGCGGGCGUCAUCGUCGGCAUCGUGUUCGGCGCCUUGGCUGGUCUGCUGCUCGCCGUUGCCGCCGUUCUGCUGGUGGUGCGCCGAUGCGACGCCCCAGCCAUCUCUCGCAAGAGCAUUCCUGAGGCCUGGCGAAGGGUGCGCAACCUGCGAACGGGGGCGAGGCCAGGCGCCCAACAGUCGAGCCUGCACAACAACAACACCAAGGCUCCUCCUCCUGCUGCGGCAGUGCCUUACCGCAUCAAGGUUCCGGCUGCUGGUACAGUGGCUUCGGAAAUGGCUGAAGUGACGGUCCCGUUGACUUCCGGUCUUCUGCUUCCGCCGCCACCGCCUUCUACUCGCACUCCGCCGAUGAGCAACGGACGCUACGAGGUUCCGACGGGCGGCCGCGACACGCCCGGGGGUCUGGACCCCAGCGACACAAGCGACAGUUCCGACGACGAAAGGUCUACGACCGAUAGCGACGACAAAGACUGCAGCAGCUGCUGCUCGAGCACCGACGACGUUCACGAGAACACUCCGGCUGUCAUUUCAUCGAGCGCCGAGACAAGGGUCACGGUUUGAAUGCCGUUGUCUAUAGAACAAGACAAUCGGUAAUGUUCUUUUACCGAGAAAGGGAAGGAGUGAGAGAGAGAGAGGUAAAGACAGAUAAGCAAAGAAACGAAAGGAAUGGUAGGAAGGUUAAACAGACGCACGUCCGGUUGGCUAUCCUGCACAGCAGAAAUUGAUCCAGGGACGAGAAGCAAUACAGUAGGGAAGACGAAAGGCACUAAUUGUGCGCACACUUGAAGUUGCCCAUGGAGUCUGCAAGCAGAGACCUGAUAGACCUGUCGACUUUAAGUAGACCAGCGACGUCACCAUUGACCAAUGCGGCCGUGGUCCAGAAGCCUUACCUUCCGUAAGCGGUCGCGAAAGAGUGAAGGCGGUUGUCCCGUGAGAGUCAUCCUGAAAGAGUGUCCGCAAGCGGUUGUUCUGAGAGAGCGAAGCCGGUCGUAAAUGUUACAAUCGCAUUCCAAGACCUGAUUGCUGGUUAAGUUUGUGCGUAUUGCAAACUUGGAGACAUUUGCCUAACAGCAAAAAAAAAAAGAAAAAAAAAAGCGUGAGACAAGAUCGAGAAGCAUACUAGACACCACGCUAGACUUCAGCAGUUGCAGUUAAAGCCUAUGAUGGUGUGUUCUGUAAGACUCGGUCGUAAAACUACCAAGCCGUACUAAUGCAUGUUUUCUAAACCGACUUAAGCGUGUAUGCAUCACUCGUGCUGCUGGACAAACUUCUGAAUUUAUAGAAGAG
Molecule: messenger RNA, 2469 nt
Organism: Rhipicephalus sanguineus (brown dog tick)
Lineage: Eukaryota; Metazoa; Arthropoda; Arachnida; Ixodida; Ixodidae
Exons: 7
Coding region: 451-1743 (430 amino acids)
Cellular component (GO): acetylcholine-gated channel complex
Source: RefSeq, a predicted model, not a curated record